Molecule: messenger RNA, 360 nt
Organism: Trypanosoma theileri
Lineage: Eukaryota; Euglenozoa; Kinetoplastea; Trypanosomatida; Trypanosomatidae
Exons: 1
Biological process (GO): spliceosomal complex assembly
Cellular component (GO): U2-type prespliceosome; U2 snRNP; catalytic step 2 spliceosome
Molecular function (GO): zinc ion binding; nucleic acid binding
Source: RefSeq, a predicted model, not a curated record
AUGUCUUCUGUAAAGGCGUUAAACCCUGCAUUGCAGGCCAGACGGGAUCCAUAUUAUAAACGCAAUCACAUGGGCCGCGUCACCUGCACUCUCUGCGAUAUUUGCUGCACGGAUGAUAACAACUUUCUCAAACAUCUCGCCGGGAAAACACACCGACUGCAGUUGGAGCGACGAGAACGAAAUGCCCGGCGGGAGGAGCGAUUGGCCGCAGAGGAGGAACUCAACAAGGAGGCCAUGCGAAGGGCCGAACAGGAAAAAGCCACACGAGAACUCCUCCUUCAACAACAACAACAACAACAACAAUCUCAACAAUCCAGUGGAAAUCGUAUUAAUAAUAAUAAUAAUAAUAAUAAUAAUAAU